CUAGUUUCUAUCAAGACAGGGAGUGUUUCCUUCCCUCACACUGAGGACUCAGGAGAGUUGGAAGCAAAUGAAAAAGGAUGGUUUGGCAGAAACGGAUCCUAAACAAAGAUGAGCUCCAGCACUAUUGUUGCUACUAAUUCCUUACAGUGCAUUUCUGGCAUGCCUGAUCGUAAGGAGUCCAGUUGAGCCAGGGGAUUCUCAUUAAUACCUCCACUGUAAAGAGCUUUUAUUGAGAGCUGGAACUUGAGAGCAGUGAGUGGUUAUCUGAGCUCCAGAGGGAUGUCUCUCCGGAGGCCAUCUGCCCACCAACGAAGCGCGCCAGGCUGGAGGAAGUCAGGAGAUGAGUCCUGCUGGGAGAGCUUGAUAUCAGAGGGGGAGUACUUGCCCCGUGUUUCUCACCCCCCAUGUACACGUCGGCGGCCCCAGAGUGCCAUCGAAGGAGGCCAGCUGGACGGCUGGCUGGAGCACCUCCAGAGGAUGCAGAGCGACCCCCUCAGAGCUCCAGUUCACGAUCAUGUUCCAGUUUUCAAUGCUCGGACAACAUCCAUGGCAACGCUCGACAGAGAGCAAGCAGGACGUACCUGGAGGCCUCGGGGGACUCCAUCCUACAGCAGGGCUUCAUCUUCAUGCGGAAGUCCCAGUCUGUAUGAGAGUUCACUGGGGAGCCAGGAGUCCCUCCAAACUGGUGUUUUCCCUUCUUCCGAGCGCAGGGGAAGCUGUGAGAGAGUUCAUAUCAUGCAGGCCCCGAGGAAGGAGCAGGCUCAGCUCAGUUAUGUUGCUCCGGUCAAAAUUGGGUGGCUGCCAAUCCAAAGAAGAGUGAUGAUGGUGGCUGAUGCUUGCCAAAACCAGGUAAAACUGAAACAAGCCAUCACUCCAACAUUUCAGAAAAAUCGAACUUCAUCCAAGGUCCAGGAUGGAGAGGUAGAGGGAACUCACGCCAGUCCGAGUGCUUUAGGUGUGAGGACGUCGCAGCUGACAGCUGAUCGAGGCUCUCCUGUUAUCAAACAGGUGCCAGAAAAACAGAGCUGUCCUGCUAACGAAGGGAGCAGACCACUGGGCUGGCAGGCUCUGAGGCGAGGCUGGAAUACUGUCAGGGCGUCAGCUUUCCCUGGAUGCAGUCGGUCCAUCGAACUCCCCUCGGGGACCAGCUCAGAUCCCAACGGGAAGUCCCCUCCGAUGAAAACAACAAGCGUACAGACCCUCAAGUAUGCUCCUCUGCAUCGAACGACUUCUACUGAACCCUGCAGACCGCAAACUCUUACUCAAGGGACAAACAGCGCUGAGGCAUUCAAGCCCCAUACUUCUUCACAUAAGACAAACAGUGCUCAGCCAAUAAGGGCAACAGCCCCACUGCUCAGAUCAAACAGUAGCUUGCAGCCCACGCACAUCCAGACGAGCUCUGCUGUGACCACACUCAUCCCUCAGAACAAAGCUGGCUUCUCCUCCAUCACUAUAUCUUCCAGGAAAGUGAGCAGAUCUGCCAGUCUGCCCAGCUCCAGUCGCUCUUCCCUGUCUGGUUCUCCGCCCCCAACCCUCCAGUCCAUGGAUCCAAACUCCAGCCAUUUCACAGUGCAGAGGAAGGCCACUAUAGUCAAAGUGACGGAGCAGAGGGUGAUAUCCAGCCCUGUCCCAAGCAUAAAAAGUGCAGGCACACCACCAGCGAGCCAGGGUUUGGACACAGUAGUCCAGAGAAGAAAGGCUACCAUCAUCAAAGUGACAGAGCACAGGGAGAGCUACAGUCCAGCCAAGGUGGGAUCUGGAGCGAGGCGCCCAGAGUACAGGCACAGCUACACAGAAGGAGCGUACAAGGACAGCAACACACGGGAUCAGGGAAACCAUUCACAGCACACGGCAGGGCCAUCGUAUCACCAUGUGGAAUCCACAAAGAAUCCAAACCCCUCUGUAGCUCCAUAUCCAGCCACCUCAGAUCUAGAGAAAAAUGGUGGAACUCUGCACCGGUCAACACUGAGCCUUUUUGUGAGCAGCCCUCCUGCCAUAGCAUCGCCCACUCCCUCAGAGGUUUCUCCUAAAGCUGUCAGACAGAGAUCGGGCAGGCCGCACAGACCACUGAGCUGCUAUGGCAAUGUGUUCGGUCACACCGAGCCAAGCAGGGAGAAUGUGACGCGCCAGCCUGCCAGGAAAUGGAGCUUUGGGCUUCCACAAGAGACCGAUACCAGCCCUGUGAACCCCAGCAGUCCUUUCAUCAGCCCUGGAAUGGCAGCGAGAGAAGCAGGUCAGCUAGUGGCACACACCCUCACACCAAACAGAAGCAAGGAAGAAAGAAUGGCGGCACCAGAGGCUGCAGCGAAGAGAGCGUCCCCCUGUCUGACUCUCAUCCAGGCCCCUGAUCCCAGCUCACAUCAGUCUCCAGAGGAAGUGCUCGCACUCAACGCAGCAGCCGUCAUAGCAAACAUCAAACUCCAAAGACAACUCAGCAAGAAGAAAACCCCAAAUGGAAAUCCUGCAAAGGACUCCACGCCAUCACCCCUGGGAAAUACUGUAGUGACAGAGACGAGCAUGAAGACACAUCCUGAUCGAAACCCUGUCCAGCGUCACAAUACGCAACAUGCUGCUUUUGUUCCGCUGAGUGUUGACCACGAGACGUCACGUAAAACCGUUUCUCUACAGGAAGCGCUGCAGAGGUCCAGACCAGACUUCAUCCGCCGCUCCCAAGGCCGACAGCAAGAACUAGAGCGAAGGACGCAGGAGAGGAAGAAGUGGGUGGUUUCGGUCAACGGUCGAUCAAGUGUCGCUACCAGGCAGAGAAGAGCCCACAGUGUGCAGUCUACCUCUGUGAAAGAUAACCCUGUCAAACCUAGAGAUAGAGUCAUUACUGGGAGAGAGACGCAUCUCGGAUCCAAGCGCAGGUUUGCAGAGGUGAAGAGAAAAAAGGAUGAAGAGAAGAACAGGGAGGUGUGUUUGACCAACAGACAGCGGGUUGAACUUUUCAAAAAGAAACUGUUGGAUCAGAUCCUCCAGAGGAACAGCAACUGAAUGACAGGCGAUGGCUCGACUGCAGCAUCGUGUAACUGACUGAAGAUGUGAACUUUGCCUUUUAACUGAACAUGAGUUUAAAUAUCAGUGUCAGCAGUGAUAUCACUCGAGCCCUUUUGUUUUCCUCUUUCGUUACCAAUGCAUUUGUGAUACAGAGCUGAAAAAUCUGUUCUUUCUUUCUGAACAGUAAGUGCAUGGAAAUCUUUUGAAAAACUGGAAGGUCGUCUAACAUCAAUUACCUUUGUUUUGAAGAGUUUUUUUCUCAACUUCUGUCCAAAAACAAUAUGCUCUUUAAAAAAAAAACAGUUUUCCUUGUUGCAACAAUACUUUAUGCUCCACAACAAAAGAUGUUUGGCCGAAGUUGCAUAUCUCCUUGCUCAUUUGAAUAGAUAAAUACCUAAUGAUACAUUUUGAAAUGGUUGUUUAUGCAGAGGAGGUUUAAAGGAUCUUCUAAAAAUACCUUCAAAACAAUUAUGUGUUGUCAAACGACCAUUUGGGUGCAGAUUUCCAUCCUCGCCAUUCUUCGGACUGGAGUAACAAAUGAAUAUGGUCCAGAUGAGUGUAUGACAUCAUGUAUCACCACUGACACUGAUGAACAGACUGACUGAUCCCACUUUGAUGUUACAUCCACAACAAAGUCAUUCAUCAGCGUUAUCUUGUUUUCACUCGAUUGUAAAUCGCCAUUCUCUCCAGAAUACUUAGUGUAAUGGGACGCAGAGGAACCUCUGGCUGCACGAUGAAGCACUGAUGUCCUCACGCAUGCAUGCAGCCACUUUCACAUGAUCUCAUGUGAUGCGAGGCAAUGACAUAAGACAAAAUAAUUCAUUAUGCUCCGCUGUCCCAUCCAGGACAGUCUUCAACCGUCCUCAUUAUGCAACCAAUAAGCAGACAGAUGCCUGAUGUGGGCCCUGCUGUCAAUAGUGCCAGCUAUUAGCAGUAAGAUGGAGGAAUGUGACCCCUUCUCACUGGAAAUGCUCCGUUAAUGGACAGUGGAGUUUUGAAAGGAGCUUUUGUCCCAUGAUGGACAGCGGACCUGCCACCGCAGAUUUAGAUUUGUGUGUUUUGAUCCAAAGUGAAUGUGCUGCUCGACAACAUGAUGGAGCUGGCCAUAAAUCAAGAAUGAGCCGUAUGAAUAUUUAUUUUUCGGGAGCCACAGACAACACAGCAGAUGCUCUCUCCAUCACUCUUUGCUGUUAUUUGACUCAUUAGCCUUUAAGUUGCAGCUCUAUCACAGUCCAGCUGCUUCAUCCGUCUAAAUUUGUACUGAUGUGUCGGAGAAGAGAGACAACUGCUAAUGACUAUUUUUGUAAACCUUAUUUCAUGUCUGUACGUAUCAAUGUGUGGGUGUAUUUGGACAGUGGGUGUCAUUAUUAACUGUUUAUUGUUUUCUCUAUUUAAAGAUAUAAUUGCUAAGCAGUCUACCCGAUGGUGACAAAAAGAUGGUUUUACUGUGAAAUGUGAUAUCGACAUGACAGAAUUCUUUAUAC
Messenger RNA from Paralichthys olivaceus (Japanese flounder), 4481 nucleotides. RefSeq names its product chromosome 21 C10orf90 homolog (gene c21h10orf90). Gene Ontology annotation, molecular function: microtubule binding. NCBI's taxonomy places the organism in Eukaryota, Metazoa, Chordata, Actinopteri, Pleuronectiformes, Paralichthyidae. The record is from RefSeq and is a predicted model, not a curated record.